AAAAUGGGUAAUUGUUUGAGAAGUGAAAAACCCGACACCGAUAAACUAAACAUCGAUCGAACAAAUGCAUUAGAGGAGCUUCCUGUGCUGCAAAAUCCAAUGCAGCAGACACCACCACAAGAGCAAAUCCGUCCAGUGCCACAAAUACCCGAAAAUGAGACUUCCAGUUCGAAUGCUAAAAUAUUUGUGGCAUUGUAUGAUUAUGAUGCUAGAACUGAUGAGGAUUUGAGCUUUAGGAAAGGUGAACAUUUGGAAAUAUUGAAUGAUACACAGAUAAUGCAGACUACAACUGAAGAUUUAACAAUACACAAAAUUCUGCCUAACAGCUUCUUAGUUGAUAUUUCAUAUCAAAAUAAUUCUUUCAAGUGUGAAUUGAUUUUACAUUUCAGCGGGCGCAAGACCAUAACACUUUAUAGAUUUUGUUUUUCUUCAAUAUUGUUUGUUUAUGUAAGUUUAUAUAUAGAAGAAGAUAAAAUAAACUCCAAUACUGAUAUGAGUUUCAUUUUAUUGCUACCAAGCAAAUAAGUAGGUAUUUUUAUUUGAUUGAAGUUAAUGAGAAGUGCGGACCUCACGUAAGUACUUUAAAAUGACAUCUUCGAAUUUGUUCUACUUGAAAAAUUUGUCAGUCAACAUUGUAAAUUAAUGAACAGCAAUUAAGUAGAACAUUUAAAAUCAAACAUUUUCGUAGGUACUUGGUAUCUUAGUUAGCGGCUUUUUUAAAGAUUUUAUGUUCUUAUCGAUUUUUAUGCAUUGUUCGAUUUUUAUUUAUUUUGAGUUUGUAUCGUUAUCGUUGCUUUUGAACAAUUUAACAUAUUUUUUUCCAAUUUAUGCUGGACAUCUAGGCGCCUAAAAUAAUUUUUUUUUGUCUACACCUACCACAGUAGAACUGUGUUGUAGAUAAACAAAUUUUAAAGCAAAUAAUAUUGAUAUAUAAAACAAAGCCGUUUUAGCUACAUCAUUUAUAAAUGAAGAACUAUAUUUUUUUGUUUUUUGAUUUGUUGCAUUUGUUAUAGCUUGAGUUAAUUUUAUCAUAAAUUAUGUUUUCAGAUGUUUUUUUUUUGGAUAAUAUCUCGAGGAUAAAUUGACUUAUUUGAAAUUUCUUUUUUUGCUGACUUUGAUCUUGCAGUAGAUUAAGUCAUGACCAUUAUCUGGAAAAUCUGUUAUAUUGCAAGAAUGGUUCCUAAAUACCCAAUCGCAGUUCGCAAAACACUGACAGUCAUUCCAAAUCGAUGCAAAAAAUUAUUUCCUCGAAUCAUCAACAAUGUGUGUUG
Messenger RNA from Episyrphus balteatus (marmalade hoverfly), 1271 nucleotides. Its product is annotated as tyrosine-protein kinase Src42A-like. Bases 4 to 525 code for a protein of 173 amino acids. Gene Ontology annotation, molecular function: lipid binding; protein binding. Gene Ontology annotation, cellular component: actin cortical patch. The transcript is spliced from 2 exons. Gene Ontology annotation, biological process: plasma membrane tubulation; actin cortical patch localization; endocytosis. The record is from RefSeq and is a predicted model, not a curated record. Lineage: Eukaryota; Metazoa; Arthropoda; Insecta; Diptera; Syrphidae.